Messenger RNA from Agrilus planipennis (emerald ash borer), 2780 nucleotides. RefSeq names its product long-chain-fatty-acid--CoA ligase 1. The coding region runs from base 582 to 2711 and encodes 709 amino acids. Gene Ontology annotation, biological process: long-chain fatty acid metabolic process. Gene Ontology annotation, cellular component: membrane; endoplasmic reticulum. The record is from RefSeq and is a predicted model, not a curated record. The transcript is spliced from 12 exons. NCBI's taxonomy places the organism in Eukaryota, Metazoa, Arthropoda, Insecta, Coleoptera, Buprestidae. Gene Ontology annotation, molecular function: long-chain fatty acid-CoA ligase activity.
GCAAGCUGCUUGAAAUUAUCGACAAAACUAGGGUUACUAACGUGACGUCAUAGGCCCAACCAAUAGCAGCUCUCCGUCUGCGUCCCUGUCUCGAGUUCACAUAACGCAUUAUCACAGGUCGGUUCGUUCAACAUGUCAAAAUUGUCGGUUUUUCACUAGCGUCAAAUUUGUGUAGCUCAAUGUUUAUUUGUACAUGAUACCGUGAAAUGUUAAAAGAAUUUUCAAUGUCACUGUACGCGGCAUUUCGUUCCUGACUUUUUUGAUUUUGAUUCGAAUUCGAAGUGAUACAGUCGAGAAUCCCUUAAAGUUGCUCUGACACGUCAUGUCCUAGCUGGAGGAAGUCCAACACUGCAGUAAUAAGCUUUCGAUUUCCAUGCCGCGUUUGGACAUGACGCUAAACGUGGACUGCAUGUGGAAAGUGAUGAUUUAAUACAACAUUUCUUUAUCAUUUCCCGGCUGAUAGCAAAAUUUCGAACGAGUGCCUUUAUUUAUCGGCAUGAACUCAGCUAAUAGAAGUUAACAGUCUACUGCUAAAAUUCUAGUGCGUACAGUGGUUGAAUAUUGUAUUUAAAAAAUUAAACAUGCUCGGUUUUGAUUCUAUGGUGGACUUUAUUUCUACGAUUUCUCAGUUUGUCCAAGGAAAUGUAAGCCAAUUUGUUGACGAAAUGGACCAAUACUUCCACUAUAUAGGUGGCGGUGCUGGAGCCCUGGCGCUUACUGGCGUUGCAGCAGCUUCAGCCCUUUAUUUGGCCAAUAGGCCGGCAGCUCAACGACCCCUUUUUCCACUAAAAGCCCAGUGUGUCAACGAGGAGGGUCCAGAGCUUAUUCGAGUCUCCAGGUUUUACAAAGACGCUAAAGAGGGCAAGUUCGUCAGUUACUUAUGGGAAGACUGUCGUACGCUGUACGAAAGCUUCAGAAGAGGUGCCAAAGAAUCGAAUAACGGCCCCUGUUUAGGAUGGCGUGAAUCGUACAAUAAACCUUACCAAUGGCUUAACUACAACGAGGCCCUCUUAAGAGCUAAAAAUUUCGGUUCUGGUUUAGUGGCCAACGGUUUACAGCCCGGUACGAACACUUUCAUCGGCAUAUAUUCCCAAAAUUGUCCCGAAUGGAUCCUGACAGAACAAGCAGCUUAUUGUUACAGUAUGGUCCUGGUGCCAUUAUAUGACACACUCGGUCCAGACGCCUGUGCCUUCAUCAUUAAACAAGCCGAAAUAAAUAUUGUUAUUUGUGAAGAUGACAUCAAAUGCAAUCUUCUACUAGACAAAGCGCCAAAAUGUUUGAGAAAAAUUGUUUCAUUCAAAGAAGUUCGACCGGCCACAAAACAAAGGGCCAAAAAUAGGGGUGUAGAAAUACUUCGGUUUUCCGACGUUGAAACACUGGGGUCACAAAAAAUGCAUCCAGAUGAGCCCCCAAAACCGUCUGAUCUCUGCACAGUAUGUUACACAAGCGGCACAACGGGAAACCCAAAAGGUGUAAUGUUGUCCCACGAAAAUGUUAUCGCAGCUGUUUGUGCCGUUAUGUUACAAUUCGGGGACCACAGGCUCACUAGCAGUGAUACCAUGAUAUCAUUCCUACCUCUUGCCCAUAUGCUGGAAAGGUGCUGCGAGAAUGCCAUGUACAUGGUCGGAGGCGCGAUAGGCUUUUUCUUGGGGGACGUAAGAAGACUUUCGGAUGACAUGAAGGCCCUUCGACCAACAGUCAGCCCCGCAGUGCCGAGAUUACUAAACAGAAUUUACGACAAAGUCCAGUCAGAAGUUUCUGGCAGCUUUAUAAAGAAAAUGCUAUUCAACAUGGCUAUGAGUGCCAAAGAAAAUGAACUUAAAAGGGGUAUAGUUCGUAACAAUAGUAUUUGGGACAAAAUAGUGUUUAGAAAAGUACAGGAAGGGAUGGGAGGAAGAUUGCGACUAAUGUUGGUCGGAUCAGCCCCUUUAGCUGAAAAUGUUUUGACAUUUGUCCGAUGCGCGUUGGGGUGUGUGGUGGUUGAAGGGUAUGGUCAAACAGAGUGCACCGCUCCCAUAACCCUUACGAUUCAAGGAGACCAUGUUCCUGGCCAUGUUGGCCCUCCAGUAGCUUGUUGUUGUGUCAAAUUGGUUGAUGUCCCGGAAAUGGAAUACUGGGCGAAAAAUAAUCAGGGAGAGGUGUGCGUUAAGGGUACCAAUGUAUUCAUGGGUUACUACAAAGAUCCCCAGAAAACAGAAGAAACUAUAGACGAGCAGGGAUGGCAUCAUACAGGAGAUGUGGGACAGUGGAUGCCGAAUGGCACAUUGAAAAUAAUUGAUCGAAGAAAGCACAUCUUCAAAUUGUCCCAGGGAGAGUACAUCGUUCCAGAGAAAAUCGAGAGUGUUUAUCUUAGAUCUCAGUACGUUCAUCAAGUUUUUGUUCACGGCGAAUCAUUGAAGUCUUGCAUUGUCGCAAUUGUGGUGCCGGAGGUGGACGUAAUAAAGUGCUGGGCGCAGGAAAAUGGAAUCCCGGGAACGUUUAGCGUCCUCUGCAGUCACCCCGAAGUGAAACAACUUAUUUUUGACGACAUGAUUGCAUGGGGGAAGGAAGCUGCUCUUAAAUCAUUCGAACAGGUUAAGGACAUAUACCUCCACCCAGAUCCCUUCAGCAUGCAAAAUGGCCUUUUAACUCCUACCAUGAAGUCAAAAAGGCCCCAAAUCCGAAACUACUUCUUACCUCAAAUCGAAGACAUGUACGCUAAACUAAAUUAGAGAAGACAUUUCCUACGAAUAUUGAAAUUAUCAUCUCUACAAUAAAAAAAUCGUAAGCUUUUUAAUACA